This is a messenger RNA of Penaeus vannamei (Pacific white shrimp), 5026 nucleotides long. The record is from RefSeq and is a predicted model, not a curated record. Lineage: Eukaryota; Metazoa; Arthropoda; Malacostraca; Decapoda; Penaeidae.
AACCGUAUUGUUUGAAGAGGCAGACGAGCCUUGUCACUCGUUCAAGAAAGAAGGUUAAAGUGUAGCUCGAAUUUUCAUCUUUUUUUCCCUCUUCACGAUGGCUGACGCGGAGCAGAAGGCGAUGCAGCUGAUGGCCGAGGCUGAGAAGAAGCUCACCUCGUCCAAAGGCUUUCUAGGAUCUCUAUUUGGGCUUUUCUCUGGCUCUUCAAAGGUAGAUGAGGCCAUGGACCUUUACCAGCAAGCAGCUAACAAAUUCAAGAUGGCCAAGAAAUGGGGGUCAGCCGGCCAUGCCUUCACAGAGCUCGCUUCCCUCCAUGCGAAAGCUGGAUCGCGACUCGAUGCAGCUACCAAUUAUGUGGAGGCUGGUAACUGCUAUAAGAAGACCGACCCCAAUGAGUCUGUUAACAGCCUGCUAAAAGCAAUUGAAAUCUACACUGACAUGGGCAAAUUCACUAUGGCUGCUAAACAUCACCAGUCUAUUGCUGAGAUCUUUGAGACAGAGGUAGCAGACAUGGAGAAGGCCAUCCAACACUACGAGCAGGCUUCUGACUACUUCCGUGGUGAAGAGAACAACUCCUCUGCUAACAAGUGUCUGCUUAAGGUGGCUAUGUUUGCUGCACAGAUGGAGAACUACGAGAAGGCAAUCCAGAUCUAUGAACAGGUGGCUGCUAGUUCCCUAGAAAGCUCCUUACUCAAAUACAGUGCCAAGGAAUACAUGUUCCGAGCAGCACUGUGCCACUUGUGUGUUGACUUGACCAAUUCAAAGAUUUCUGUGGAGAAGUAUGAAGAGAUGUAUCCAGCGUUCCAGGACUCCCGCGAGUGCAAGCUGCUCAAGGCUCUUAUGAAUCACCUGGAGGACCAGAAUGUGGACGCUUUCACCGACACAGUUAAAGAAUAUGACUCUAUCUCCCGCCUCGACCAGUGGUACACAACUAUGCUCCUCCGAAUUAAGAAAUCAAUCGCUGCUGAGGAUCUCUGUUGAGGGGCCUAAGAGAGGUGUUGAGGGAAUGAGGUAUUCUAAGGGACAAUGGUUGAGUGAUAGCUACUAGGAUGAUGCUAAUGUAGCGCUACUAGUGUGCGACGAAAAAUGAUACGAAGUUAUUUAUACUGUUGAUGAUGUUUGCUAGAGAUCUUUUUCAUCUAUCUUUUCUCUUUUGUGCUCUUGUUGUGUCUCUUUUCUCCUCAUCUCUGUCUGAGGAGGUCUUUACUGGUGUAUCUGUCAAGAUGUAAAGUUUCCUGUCGUUUGUUUUUUACUUGUCUGUCCAAAAGAAAAUGCUUUGUGUAUGUGCAGCAACUUUUUUCUCUCUCAUUGUUUCUAGGUGCAUGGAAGUGUCUUUUUCCAUUAUCAGUCUAUAUUAUAAGGCGAUUAUUUACUAUUUUAUAUAUUUUAAGUUCUCUGUAUGAUAUACAUUUGUAGAACACAAAGUUUUCAGCUUUGUGGUAGAAAUAUCAAGAUAUGACAAGACUGAUAGAUAUGCCAAGUCUUCUGAGUUGUGAAGCUAUAGGGUUAUAGUAUCAUCAUCCUAAUAGAGCUUCAUAGUAACUCCUGUGUAUAGUGUAGUUACCAUGAAUAUCAUGUCCCCCAGAAAUAUAAUGUAAUUUAUACACUUUUAUUAUAUAUUUUCCUUGUUUUUAUUCAGAUCAUUCUACUUAGUUCCAAGUGUGCUCUAUCCCAAGGAUAAGGAUAAGACUGUAUAAAUGUAGUGUAAUGAAUAAUAAUGAAAUUCAUUCAAGAGAGACUUGUUAAGGUCAAGUCUUGUGUGAGAGGCAUAUGUGGCCAUAUGGUAUUAACUACAUCUUCAUUUUGUUUCUUUUUUUCAUUCUUUCUUUUCUUAAUGUUAGAAGGGAAAGAGCAUUUGAUAGUUUGAACUUACCUUUGAAUAUAUUUUUGAAAUUUCUGAGGAAGAAAAAGAAAAAUGAAAGAAUAUAAUUAUUUUUUUCACUCUCCCCUUUUUUAUCCUUAUUUUGCUUUUAUUUGAAAGUCCAAUGUGGAUUCAUAAUUCAGUAACAUCCUCUUAUCAGAUUUAUUUUGCAUUUGUUGAGUUUUUUUUACAGUGCAGUUGCAUGUUUGAGAAUAUUACUAUUUAACUAAAAGUAAUGCUUUGAACUGCAUGUUUGUGUAUUCCUUAGAAGUUCUAUGCUGAAUUUUGUAGGGUACCUGACAUAUUAAUUUUCAGAUUCUUAAAAGGCAAAUCUGUGGCACAAGGUGCUUGUGCUGUAAAGUUUAUGAGCUUUAAAUAUAAAUUUUCAGAAAGGCUUUGUCAUUAGGGAAUAAAUUACAUUAUUUUUGAAGCUGUUUACCCUCACAACCCUUUGAUUUUAUAUAUUUACUGUAUUUUGUAGGCAAAUCAUUAUUUCUGUGUAUUAAAGUAGUUGGAUAGUUUUUUUUAUGUAAUAUUCAUGAAAGUGGUUUAUUGCAUAGACCAGUUGAGUAUGUUCAGAAAGGCUUCACAUUCCUGUAAUAAAAAAAGAGUUUAAGAAAGGGUGUUACUUUUGAGUUGAAUUUUGAUGUUAAAACUUCAGAGUAUUAUACCUCUUUAAUUUAUUAUGUUUUAUAAAUUUAUGUUACAUUGAUUGAUUGUGUGGAAUAAAUUAUUUCUAUUUUACUGUAGAAAAAUUUUCCCUCUUUCUCAGCAAAUAAAACAAACAUACAAAAAGAGAAGAAAAUAUCUGAAACAUUUUUUUAAUAAUUGAUAUACAGUCACUUGAAGGAAACAGGUUGCAGUACUUAAACAGUGUGGGACAGUCCAACCAAGGUAUACAAGUUCCAUGCAUGCUGAAACACUUCAUUUUAGUUUCUGUUUAAGACAGUGAUGAUUAAAAAAAAAAAAAAAAAAAAAAGAAAGAAAAAAAUUAAUGGUUUAUAGUUUUUUUAUUGUAAUUGAUAUUUUUAACACCAUCAGACUUUGGCUGUACGGUGGUAGGAUGUUAGAAAGGGGAAGAUAAUCCUGGAAGGCUGCUUAAGAAGACUUCGUGCACAAGGAGUUUGCCAAGAAGUAAAGAACUGAACGCUUUUUGAAUAUUCAAAACUUUGAAUAUUUUCAGUGCUCAGGAGUUCAAGAAUCUAUAGUGGCUCUGAAUAUUGACGAUUAUGAGUAGAAUGCUCUGCCAUAAUGUUGAGUGAAAAUUGUAGGCUUAGGUAAUUGUUUUAUUGCUAUGAGGUUUAAUCUGUAAUAUUUAUUGACUAAUGAGCAAUGAAGAGUGACUUUGACAGCAGUUUUUAAAAUCCAUAGAUAUAGGAUCAUAAGAGUCAUACAAUCAUUGUUAGUGCUCUACUCUAGGUAAUCAUAAAUUGUUAUUGUAAAAGUAAUGUUUAUGGAUUUCAUUUUUCUUGUAUAAAGUGAUAAGGAGAAAAGUUCCUCAUUCAGUAUACAGACUAUUAAUUUUGUAUUUUGAAUUGAAAGUAAUUGAAUCAUAACAGCCAAGAUCUGUAUGUGAUUUUGUUAGACAUUAAAUAUUUUAUUCCCAGUGUCUCAUACUAACUCACCCUACUUAGUUUUAAAAUAUUACUGUGAAAAAUGAAGUAUUACAUGUAAUUCACCCCACACUAAACCACCUUUCCCUUCUUUCCCCAAUGAUUAAUAAAGUUUUCCAUGUGUAAAGAUAUUUGGUAUAUUUGUACAGGCACUUCCAGCUGUCCAGCCUAGAUUCUGUUGUCUAAUGUGGUGACAUGUUUCACUGAUGAUGAUUUUGUGUGAUAAUGCAUGCUUCUUGUUCAUUAAGAAGUUUUUAUUAAAUAUAUAUGCACAAUAGCCUUAUUUUGUAAACCCCUUACAAAUUCAUAAUGGAAAUUAGACAUAGUGCUGAGAAAUUGCUGGAUUUUUGUUUUUUGUGAAUUACACAUGAAUGUGCAUCCUCUAGUAAUUAACAUUAAAAAUAACCUUCCUGGCGCCUCAUAAAACGACUGUUUUGUAUUAUGAAUUGCACUGCAGUAUUUUAUCUGUGAAGGGAAAAUGAUUAACAGAGUAACGAAGUGUUUCCGUCAAUAAAGCAUAAUACUCUCUCUCUCUCUUUCUUUCUUUCUUUCUUUCUUUCUUUUUCUCUUUUUUUCUCUCUCUCUCUCUCUCUCACUCUCAUUUUUUGGCUGUCGUGAUUAUUGUUAUUUCUGUCGAUCUUCCCAUAUUUCAUUCCUUCCAUGAUUUGUCCGAAACACAAACCUCCACAUGCACAUUUACAGAUUCAUUAUAUGGCUGAUAUGAGAAAUAGAUCCUUUAUUCACAAAUUUUGCGUAUAGAUUGAGGGAUCAUAUCUUUUGAGAUAGCCAUCUAUGCAAUUAGGUCUUUUUUUCUCUCUUUUCCUUUUCCUUUUUUUAGGAUGAAAAAGGGAAAGUGUUUGGUAACUGAAAAUCAAUUAAUAUUAGGAACCAUUUAAAGAGGAUAGUAUUAAUGUAGAGAUAGAAAUGGAAGAAUAUUUAAGCUAUCUGUGAAUUUGAUUAAUAUAUCUACUCAAUUCCAUAGAAACUAUAACUAAAUCCUCAUAUGCUAUAUAUUUUCUUUAAACAAAACCAUGUUAACCAUUCUCCCUCAUUAUGUUCCCAAAAUCUCAAAUCCCACAGUACAGUGCACUUUGUUUGUUGCAUAUCAGUAUCAAGAGACAAUGAAUAAUUAAAUGAAAGCAUUAACUAUUGUAAUAAGUUAGAGUUUUAUAUGGAGAUAGACUAUAUAUAUAAUUUUAUCACACCCUGAUUAUUGUAUGAGUGAAAUAUCUCCUUCAUUUGUUGGUAAUAAUGGUGUGUGUUAGGCUCACGUAGUAGAAACUUUCUUGUUAUGGGAAACCAACCUUUAUAUGAUUGUGGAGUUUUCUGAUCUUGUUGACAGAGAUUUAAAAGAGUGUAACUCAUAACAAAGCUGGUGUGUAGGAAUUAAACAUGUUCUUCAAGAGUUGUUUCCCUUAAAUUUCAUAUCUUAUCUGUAGUAGCAACAGCUAUGCUAAUGUGUUUGUGCUUAGGUUUUUUGUAAAUAUAACCAUAUAAGUAUCUGUCAAACUCAGUACUGUAUUUCUGAAUACUAUCCAAUCACUCAAACUC